CUGUGCUGUGCACCUUGUUGUCCUUUUAUCUGUUUUUGAGCCUAAGUCAGGAAAUCAUACAGGUAUAUUAUAUGUGCCGUUAUAUGAUAUCACGUCAUGUGAAUAUCUAGGUGAGUUGAUCGUUUACGACAGAGACGCAAGUUGACUUAUUGUCACAGUGAAAACGUCGCACUUCGUGGAAUCUUCCAAAGCGCUGUACAGGAAGUCCAGCAAUACAGCAGCUCUCAAGGCUACCCUCCAUUCCGUCAAUGGUGUGAACGUUUCAUUAAAUCCUACCAUGAUCCGCCCUGCUGGGAAAAUGCGGAUGAAUCAAAAACUAAAAUUAUGGUGACAAGCGGUGCCGCAGAGGCGUAUACUAAAGUCCUUGAAAUGUGUGUCAAAGAGGGCGACAAGGUACUGGUAGAAAUUCCGACGUUCUCCAGCGCCAUAGAUAAUCUCCUCACGCUCGGUGCUGAGCCGCUAGGGGUUCAAGGAGACGACCAUGGCAUGAUUCCCGGCGAGCUGCGAAACAUCAUGUCAAAAUGGAGACCCGAGGACGCAGACAAUCCUCAUUCUGACGUCCCUAAACUGAUGUACGUCAUUCCUUCCAGCAGUAACCCUUCUGGCGCCACAUUGCCCCUCGAGAGAAAACGAGAAAUCUACGAGAUUGCCCGAGAGUACAACCUCCUCAUUAUUGAGGAUGAUCCAUAUUAUUUUCUUCAGUUUGGAAGCCGUCUGGAGCCCAGUUUCCUUUCCAUCGAUACAGAUGGCAGGGUGCUGAGGGCCGAUUCCUUCUCAAAAUGUAUGACGGCCGGGUUACGUCUCGGCAUCUUAAGUGGUCCCGAUUUACUAGUUUCAAAGGUUCAAUCCCACGUGGGUUUCUCGCAGGAACACAGCAACAACCUCGCUCAGGCGGUGCUUCACAAAAUCUUUGAGGCUUGGGGAGAGCAGGGCACAAAGAAGCGAUGGCGGGAGGUCUCCGCACUGUACGAACGCCAGAAAAACGCCAUGGUGUCGUCUGCAAAGAAGUGGUUGACUGGAUUGGCGGAGUUUGUGGAGCCUCAAGGAGGGAUGUACUUAUGGAUAAGACUGACGACAAUCCCAGACAGCAGAAAGCUGAUAGAAGAGAAAGCACUGGCUCACAAUAUUGCUAUGGCUCCUGGAUGCAUAUUUUCGCCCAAUCGUGACGUCCCGAGUCCUUAUCUGCGGGCUAGCUAUUCGACCAUUUCUGUUGAUCAGAUUGAUGUUGCCAUGCAACGGUUGGCAGAAGUCAUCAAAGAAGAAAUGGCAUGCAAAUCCUAAGAGUUUCUUCAAAUAAGUAAAAACCCAGUAAGUUCUUACAGAGUCCAAGAUUUAAUUUUCUUAAGUGUCAGAUAUUGUGGACAGUUGUUGUCGUGUUUUGCAAGACAGCCACAGAAAUAACAUUUAGUCUUAGUUGAUUGGUGAAUCCAACAACCAAAAAUAAUCUUCUUCGGCGUGGAUAACAGCUGCAAACUGGAUUUUGUGAACUGCCCAAGUAUGAUGCCAUAAAAAUACUUUUAGAUAUUUCAUUUAAGGAGACGCUAACGAGUGCUCAGGGACAUUACCUCCAAUAAAGAAACAUUAAAUAGCUGACUGACAAAUAAAAAUGGGACAUUUUAUAAUUUUUAAAGAUAAAGAAAAUAAGAAAAUGCGUGAUAAGUACUGAAAUAUUUAAAUACCCUAGCAUUUGUAUGGGCAUUGGGUGAUGGAUAAACGACCAAAAUCUCCAAAACGGCGUCCUUGUCACUAUAUAUUUGUCUGAUUAAGAAUUCGACAACGUCAGCAAAUCGAAAGCACGUGUAGUAUAUUUAUAUAAUAAUUUAUUUUUACGUUUAACCUUUAAUCAAUAAGACAAUCGAUUAGAUGGAAAUGUAUCACAAUUUACUUUAAUAUCAAAUAAAACUAAUGAUUAACGGGGACAUUGCAGGUUCAUAGGUGCGGUAUAUAUGAUUGAGGCUUGGUAAACUUUAUUCAUGUUAAUUAUAUGUAUAAAAAAAUUAAACUUGGCUUCGUGAUAAAUCCUGUUAACUGACUUUUUAUGGGCCAUCACCACUGUCCCCGACAUGGACAAAGUCAAACCAUUUGAAAUCGGAGCAAGGGCGAGUUGGAGCUACAUGUAGGAAGUUAUAGCGACACGUUACUGGCGAGUUUAAACAGCACAGAUCACAACCUUGUUUAUGUUAAAUAUAUGUUCUCUUAAAGAGAUUGCUUAUAAGUUGAGCAAGUAGGAAUUGAAUCAAAUGUUCAGUUCACCUUGUUAUUGU
Molecule: messenger RNA, 2264 nt
Organism: Lingula anatina
Lineage: Eukaryota; Metazoa; Brachiopoda; Lingulata; Lingulida; Lingulidae
Product: kynurenine/alpha-aminoadipate aminotransferase, mitochondrial-like
Biological process (GO): biosynthetic process
Molecular function (GO): pyridoxal phosphate binding; L-kynurenine:2-oxoglutarate transaminase activity
Source: RefSeq, a predicted model, not a curated record